AGCUUCUCUAAUGCUCUCACCAAGAACAUAGUGGCCAUGCUGGUGUGGCUGGCCCUCAGUGUCAUCAACGGCAGCAUGGUGCACACCUUCCUGCAGCACAGAUGCUUCUAUGAGAACCCCCGAUACAUCAUGUUCAUCUGCAUGGUGAUCAACGACGCUCUGCAGCUCAGCCUCGUAACAGCUCUCUACGUGGUCAGCUACAUCUUCAGGAAGAUCCACGCCUCUGUCUGCUGCUUUCUGAUCAUGACAGCGGUCCUCACCACCCGCUCUACCCCUCUCAUCCUGGCCGGCAUGGCCUUGGAGCGCUACAUCUCCAUCUGCUUCCCCUUGCACUACAGCCAGAUGUGCACUGUCCCUCGCACCCUCCUCCUCAUCGGUGUCAUCCUCAUCCUCACCGCCACACCGCCCAUCUCUGACCUCCUCAUCACCAUCGUCAACGAGCCUCUGAGUUUCUUUCACACCACCAUUUUCUGCGACCACCCGCUUCUCUUUCGCCACCAGUCCAUCUACUACAAGAACUGUGUGUUUGACGGGGUCUACCUGUCCUUUGUGGCUCUGACGCUGCUCUACACCUACUGCAAGAUCAUGCUCACAGCACAAGCUGCCUCUACGGGCCUGGCCUCCGUGAAGAGAGCGAGGAACACUGUGCUGCUUCAUGGGGUGCAGCUGCUGCUGUGCAUGCUUGCCUUUGUGGUUCCUUCCCUUCAGGCCGCUCUCAUCUCCCUCUUCCCCCUCUUCAGCCUGGAGAUUCGUUACAUCUUCUUCCUGGUCGUCUACAUCAUCCCCCGUUUCAUGAGCCCUGUGAUCUACGGUUUCCGGGACGAGCAGUUCAGGAAGUACUGGACCCAGUACCUGUCUUGUAAGAGCCAAAGAACUGCUAGGGUCAGACCGGUGAUACUGAAAGUGAACCUGGAGGUGAAAUAA
Molecule: messenger RNA, 924 nt
Organism: Morone saxatilis (striped sea-bass)
Lineage: Eukaryota; Metazoa; Chordata; Actinopteri; Moronidae
Product: odorant receptor 131-2-like
Exons: 4
Coding region: 37-924 (295 amino acids)
Biological process (GO): G protein-coupled receptor signaling pathway
Cellular component (GO): membrane
Molecular function (GO): G protein-coupled receptor activity
Source: RefSeq, a predicted model, not a curated record